Molecule: messenger RNA, 1070 nt
Organism: Puma concolor (puma)
Lineage: Eukaryota; Metazoa; Chordata; Mammalia; Carnivora; Felidae
Gene: GALM
Product: galactose mutarotase
Biological process (GO): beta-D-galactose catabolic process via UDP-galactose, Leloir pathway; glucose metabolic process
Molecular function (GO): aldose 1-epimerase activity; carbohydrate binding
Source: RefSeq, a predicted model, not a curated record
AUGGUUUCGGUGACUAGAGCCGUGUUCGGAGACCUGCCCUCAGGGGCAGGGACAGUGGAGAAGUUCCAGCUGCAGUCAGACCUGCUGAAAGUGGACAUCAUCUCCUGGGGCUGCACCAUUACGGCCCUGGAGGUCAAAGACAGGCAGGGCAGGGCGUCAGAUGUGGUGCUCGGCUUUGCAGAGUUGGAAGGGUACCUCCAAAAGCAGCCCUACUUUGGAGCAGUGGUUGGCAGGGUGGCCAACCGAAUUGCCAAAGGAACAUUCACGGUGGACGGGAAGGAGUAUAAGCUGGCCGUUAACAAUGGGCCCAACAGUCUGCAUGGAGGAGUCAGGGGCUUUGAUAAGGUCGUCUGGACCCCUCAGGUGCUGUCAAAUGGUGUCCAGUUCUCAAGGAUCAGUCCAGAUGGUGAGGAAGGUUACCCUGGAGAGUUGAAAGUCUGGGUGACAUACACACUGGAUGGUGGGGAGCUUAUGGUCAACUACCGAGCUCAGGCCAGUCAGACCACACCGGUCAAUCUGACCAACCAUUCUUAUUUCAACCUGGCAGGCCAGGGUUCCCCAAACAUCUAUGACCAUGAAGUCACUAUAGAAGCUGAUGCCUUUUUGCCGGUAGAUGAAACCCUGAUUCCUACAGGAGAAGUUGCUCCAGUACAAGGAACUGCCUUUGACCUGAGGAAGCCGGUGGAGCUUGGAAAACACCUGCAGGAGUUCCGUAUCCACGGCUUUGACCACAAUUUCUGUCUGAAGGGAUCUAAAGACAAGCACUUCUGUGCACGGGUCCAUCAUGCUAGAAGCGGGCGGGUUCUGGAAGUGUACACCACCCAGCCCGGGGUCCAGUUUUACACGGGCAACUUCCUGGAUGGCACGCUGAAGGGCAAGAGUGGAGCAGUCUAUCCCAAGCACUCCGGCUUCUGCCUGGAGACCCAGAGCUGGCCUGAUGCAGUCAAUCAGCCCCACUUCCCUCCUGUGCUGCUGAGGCCUGGUGAGGAGUAUGACCACACCACUUGGUUCAAGUUUUCUGUCGCUUAAGGAAGUGUAAAGACCCCCAGGGCCAGGCUGGGGGCCCUUCA